Molecule: messenger RNA, 1578 nt
Organism: Pangasianodon hypophthalmus (striped catfish)
Lineage: Eukaryota; Metazoa; Chordata; Actinopteri; Siluriformes; Pangasiidae
Exons: 9
Coding region: 1-1578 (525 amino acids)
Source: RefSeq, a predicted model, not a curated record
AUGCUCUGCUGCCCCUGUUUUUGGUCGCAGAAGAGCAAGGUGCAUCCUUCUGUACCUGUGACACCUACAGAAAGCGGCUCAAAAACACAAACAGAGACACCUGGAACUAGUAAGAAAUCUACGGAGAAGAAGAAGGAUGGUGCAAGGAGAACAUCAAAAUGGUGUUUCUGGAAGAAGAACAAGGUGCAUCCUUCUGUACCUGUGACCCCUACAGAAAGCGGCUCAAAAAGACCAACAGAGACGCCUGGAUCUAGUGAGAAAUCCACAGAGAAGAAAAAGGAUGGUGCAAGGAGAACAUCAAAAUGGUGUUUCUGGAGGAAGAAGAACAAGGUGCAACCUGCAUCAUUUACAGAAAGCAGCUCAGAAACUCCAAAAGAGACUCUGCAAAAUGUCUUUCUGAAACUAUUAGCGGGGGCCAUGCCAGGGCAACUCUCAAAAACAAACAAGAAGACCUCGACUAGCCGCAGUGAGAAAAGUGCAGAAAGGAAGCAGGUAAGUGUGAAGCCAGCCUCCAAACUCCCAGGGAAAAAAUGCAUACAGGGCAAAGAGGCCGGUGUGAAGAUAAAUUUACCAAGCUCGAUGAGGAUCACUGCGACGAAGGAGGAAAGGAAGAAGACAACACAGUAUGGGCAAGAAAAAAAGCCUACAGAAAGGAAGGAGAUGACCUCAAAUAGGCUUAAUAUGAAAAAAGCAAAAACGAAGCAGGUCAGUGUGAGGCCGACCUCAAAACUCCCAGGGACGAAACGCUUAGAGGUCAAAGAGGCCCAUGUGAGGACCACUGCGAUGAGGAAAGAAAAGGAGGAAAAGAGGACGACGACCCUGUAUGGCCAAGAAAAGAAGACUGCAGAAAGGAAGGAGACGACCUCAAAUAGGCCUAAUAUGAAAACAUCCGAAACAAAGCCGGUCAUUGUCAGUCCUAUCUCAAAACACCCAUGGACGAAACGCGUAGAGGUCAAAGAGGCCCAUGUAAGGACAAAUUUACAAAGCUCAGCAGGGACCACUGCAAUGAGGAAAGAAAAGGAGGAAAGGAAGGAGAUGACCCUGCGUGGCCAAGACAGGAAGGAGGAAAAGAAAGAAAUGAUCCUAUUCAAGUCGGAGGAUGAAAUGGCAAAGUUGAUGGAGGUACUGAUGGAGUUGGCCUUUUCUUCUUACAUGGAAUACAAGAAAAGGGUGAGAGAUCCACAUGCAUUCAGUUCCAAAAAGAUGAUCCCUGAGGGAAACAGAAACGGCACGACUCUGACUCCGUCUGAGGGAAACGUAAAGAGCCCGAUUCCAACUCCGUCUGAGGGAAACGUAAAGAGCCCGAUUCCGACUCUGUCUGAGGGAAACAUGAAGAGCCCGAUUCUGACUCCGUCUGAGGGAAACAUAAACAGCACGACUCUGACUCUGCCCCCCAUCACAGACAAGCAAGAGCACACUGGCGGGUGGAUCUGUUGCAGGUUGCCUAAUUUUGGAAACAACUGCUACGUUAACGCAAGUCUGCAGUGUCUGUUCACAGCUGAGUCUUUUUGCGGAGAGCUCUCCUACCUGAUGGACAAUUCUGUCCACAAACUAGAGGACACAUUCCUCAGGUACUAA